Nipponia nippon (crested ibis) is the source of this 729-nucleotide messenger RNA. Lineage: Eukaryota; Metazoa; Chordata; Aves; Pelecaniformes; Threskiornithidae. The record is from RefSeq and is a predicted model, not a curated record.
AUGUCCGGCCCGCUGCAGGCCCUGCCCUGGAGCCGCCAGCUUGUCAGGAACUACUUCGCGGUUCAUUCUCGCGGAGGGAUCUAUGUACGGGGAGGCGCGUACGUCCCUUCUCAGGCUGAUAUAGCAGUCUUUGAAGCAAUCGCUGCCCCACCUCCUGCAGACUUGUUUCAUGCUCUUCGGUGGUACAAUCAUAUUAAGUCGUAUGAAAAGCAAAAGGCAAGCUUGCCAGGAGUAAAGAAGGCUUUGGGGAAAUACGGUCCUGCUGAUGUUGAGGACACAACAGGUGCAGCCACAGAUAGCAAAGAUGAUGAUGACAUUGAUCUUUUUGGAUCUGAUGAUGAGGAGGAAAGUGAAGAAGCAAAGAAACUGAGGGAAGAACGUCUGGCCCAAUAUGAAUCAAAGAAGUCCAAAAAACCAGCUGUUGUUGCCAAAUCAUCAAUCUUGCUUGAUGUGAAACCUUGGGAUGAUGAGACAGACAUGGCCAAACUAGAGGAGUGCGUUCGAAGCAUUCAGGCAGAUGGCUUGGUCUGGGGAUCUUCUAAGCUAGUACCAGUUGGCUAUGGUAUCAAAAAGCUUCAGAUCCAGUGCGUUGUUGAAGACGAUAAAGUUGGAACAGAUAUGCUGGAAGAGAGAAUAACAGCUUUUGAAGAUUAUGUACAAUCAAUGGAUGUAGCUGCUUUCAAUAAGAUUUAAGUCUUGAUAUAUCUAGAAUAAAUGUAAUUGCAAAAA